AUGACAAACGAUGCUACACCACCCGCGAUAUCGGAGAAGUACAUUCUUCCUAUGGACCCACGUACCUUUAACGGUUUGGAAGAGGACGACUAUCUGCACAAUCCAGAGCCGAGGAAAGAGCGCAUAAACAGUAGCGGACACAUCUUCACGGGACGCGGUCUCGUCAAUCUGGGGUACCUCUGGCAAACAUCAGAUCCGAGUUGCGGGUACCCCAUCAUCUCAUGGCUCAACAAACCACAGCAGUCGUAUCUGAAUGGAUUCGGCUUGGGGGGCACCAAUCGUACCGGACAAGUUCCGGACAUUCCUGGGAUCCGCGGCCUCAUCGAUCGCGACACCCCGCAGGAGGUGCGGACGAAGAGCGACUAUGUGACCGGCAAGAAGUGGCAGCUCGUCUUCAGCGACGAGUUCAACACCGAGGGGCGCUUUUUCUACCCUGGGGACGACCCGUACUGGGAAGCGGUCGACCUGCACUACUGGGCCACGGGGAACAAGGAGUGGUACGACCCGAAGGCGAUCACGACACGCAACGGUUCGCUGGAGAUACAACUGUCGAACCAAACGAACCACGGCCUCAACUAUACGGGCGGCAUGCUCCAGUCCUGGAACAAGUUCUGCUUCACGG
Dichomitus squalens LYAD-421 SS1 is the source of this 622-nucleotide messenger RNA. RefSeq names its product SKN1-domain-containing protein. Gene Ontology annotation, cellular component: plasma membrane; endoplasmic reticulum membrane. The annotation marks the transcript as partial. The record is from RefSeq and is a predicted model, not a curated record. Gene Ontology annotation, molecular function: glucosidase activity. Gene Ontology annotation, biological process: (1->6)-beta-D-glucan biosynthetic process; fungal-type cell wall organization. Lineage: Eukaryota; Fungi; Basidiomycota; Agaricomycetes; Polyporales; Polyporaceae. The transcript is spliced from 3 exons.